AUGCAGGUGGGCAGAGCUCAGUUGACCCCGGCAGGAUUCAUUGUGUCACCGGAGGGAAUUCAGAUAGAUCCAGCUAAGGUUAAGGCUGUGGUGGAUUGGCCAACCCCGGAUUCUCACAAGGCCCUGCAGAGAUUCCUGGGUUUUGCCAAUUUCUUCCGGCAUUUUAUUCGCAAUUACAGCCAACUAGCCGUGCCUCUGACUGGUCUCACCUCUGCCAAAACUGAGUUUCGGUGGUCUCAGGAUGCCGAAUUAGCCUUCACCAACCUCAAAGGCCGCUUUGUUUCGGCCCCAAUUCUAAUCAACCCCUAUCCUUCUCUUCAGUUUGUGGUAGAGGUGGACGUGUCGGAUGUGGGGGUAGGUGCGGUACUCUCCCAAUAA
Myxocyprinus asiaticus (Chinese sucker) is the source of this 378-nucleotide messenger RNA. RefSeq lists its product as uncharacterized. The coding region runs from base 1 to 378 and encodes 125 amino acids. Lineage: Eukaryota; Metazoa; Chordata; Actinopteri; Cypriniformes; Catostomidae. The record is from RefSeq and is a predicted model, not a curated record. The transcript has a single exon.